UCGAGCGGUCGUCUGGUCAAUUGUGGUCAAUUUGAAAGCGUGUCUAUACGAGUGUGUUUGUGUGUGUGUUUUAAUGGUUAAAAAACCAAGAGAUAUUAUAAAAGUUUGCAGGUUUUACAUGGAGUUGGGGGCCUGAAUAAAUAAAUAUAAUUAAUAAAUUAAAUAAAACCAACAACACACGCAAUACACAUAAAUAUGAAGAAGAAAAAAACUUACUUAUUAGCACUCUAGUCAAUUUAUUUACCAGUUUUUUACAUAAACUAAAAAUAAAUUAAAAUAAAUAAAAAAAAUACGAAAAAAAUGCCGACGGUAGCUGUUAAUAAAAGGAACUAUAGUUUGUGUUACUAUUCAACAGAAUGCUAUCCAUCAAUAGUUUACUUGUAAGAAUAUAUUAAAGAAAAUUGGCAAAAAAGACAUAAAACACAAUAACAAUAGAAUACUUUGUAAGAACAAGAAAUGAAGGAAUAGAAAAUAAAUAAAAAAUAUUAAAGCCUAUGAAAAGCAGCAAAAAAUAAACAAAAAUUAUAGCAAAUAAAUUGAAUACAAAUUAAGCACAUGAGCCUUUAAACAAAUAAGUAAAAAAAACAAGGAAGGAGAGAGGGCAGAAUACUGUAUAGUCAACAAAAACAUUAAACCUCUUAAAUAAACCAGAAAUAAUGUUUAUAAAAACCAAAAAACUUGAACAAAAUUUCAGCAAAAUUCGCAUAAAGGCUCAACUAAAGAAAUUAAAUAGAAAUUAAAAAAAUAAUCAAAAAAAUCUAAAAAGCUCAACUUCUCUUAACUAUACUUAUCAUCAUUAAGCAACAAAAGCAAUAUUUUCAACAAAAUUUUUAUAAAAUUAAUAAAAAAUACAAUAAUUUAUAAAAAAAAAAUAAUCAACUUUCUUAAAAUAUAAAAUUUAUUUAAUAAUUUUAUAACAUUAAUAAUAAUUCACCUAUAAAAAAACCAUGCCUUUUGGUCGUAAAUCACCUUUUGAGGCCUUGGCCUUGCCAGGUGUUAUGCUGGCCUAUAAAUACAGUCAAUUUCGUCAAAGACGUCGCGAAGCGGCCAGUCGACGUGUUACCGAACGUGAAUUAUCAGCUCUGCAUCAUAAAAUUGAUAAACUCUUAAGUAAACUCGAAGAAAGUGAACCCGAUCCACCCACUUCCCAAGAAGAUGAAUGUGUCAUCUGUAUUAAUGCACGUGCUACUAUGCAGACAUCGCCGUGCGGUCAUCGGGUGGUGUGUCGUCGUUUUGUCAAGACCAUACAAAGUGCGGUGGCACAAAGACUCCUCCCACCGUGUGUGAUAUGUAGGGCACGUGUUAAUCGUCUAACCUCUAGUUCGGGCACCUGGCGUAUACAGGAAUCGGCCAGUAGUUAUUCAAUGGGUGCCAAAAGUUGGGCCUGUGGGGUAACUACAGGAGGUGUUACUGCCUCGGCCAGUUCAUACUCCAUGAAUGAUGCUCAUAGUGGUCAUCAUGCAUUUCAUAUGCAUAACAGCGCCCGCUAUCCGCGCAGUCCCAAUGGCCGGGUUUCGCAAUCGGAUAGUUUGUAUUCGAUGAGCUCGACUGGCUCUUCGUCGGCGGCAUCGGUCUUCUCGAAAACGUCUUCCAUUUCAAGCGAUUUGUGUUCACCUGCCUCGCCCAUAUCACCAACACAAUGUUCGUAUAAUCAAAGCAGCAUGAUUUUAAAUAAUCACUUAGCUCCACCCACUCCCAGCAUAUCACCACAUUCGCCUACCUCCACUUCUGGAUCGGGGACCUCACAGGGCUCCUUAUCGCCUAAGGAAGUUGGGCAUUCGCAUUCACAUCACAGCGGCUGUCACGGAUGUUCGGGUGCCAUACCACGCAAACCGUUGAAAUCUUUAAGUAAUUCCUCUUCCAGUGGAUCUUGCAGCAGUGCAGGUAGUAGCUUUAACCCUUCUCCCUUUACACCCUCUUCGACCCACACUUAUCCGGGUAGAAGACAUACUAAGGGUCGAAUAGUGGAUUUACAAAAUCGUUUACCGCCCAUUAAAGAAUUUCGCAGUCCUGCCAAAGUUCCACAUCCUUCACCGGUUCACAUAAGCAAUCCAAGAUUUCGCUAUGCUUCCUAUACCAAACCCAGUCAUCAGCUGCAGGACUCGCACUCAAACUCUAAGUCGAAUAGCAACAGCAAGGAACCCUCAUCGCCGCCUAAGAGACCCAUGAACAUACACAUAAGUGCUUCCCAUAAUACAUUAGCACCGCCGCCACUAAAAGCUACGGGUUCCAAAAUAAGUCCCCUAGCCUCUAAACAUAAUAAAUCGGCCUAUACAGCUUUAUCUGCGGAUCGCAAAGAUAAAAAAUCCAAUUCUGAUUCUAAUAAAAAUAAUAUUAAUUUAAAAUUAAGUCAAUCGAAAAUGUCGUCGUCUUCAACGAGCAGCAAACUAUUAACGUCAUCAAUGAAAUCUUCCUCAUCAACGUCCUCCUCAAUGUCAGCAACAGCAUCGAAAUCAUCAACCUCAAAUGGAACAUCAUCAUCGUUAUCGUCAUCAUCAUCGUCCUCCACUCACCAGGCAACAACGGGCAAUUCAACUUUAACAACAUCAUUUACAACUAGUAAAAGUUUUCCAUUGUUUUGCAGCAACAAUAAUCACAGUAAAAAAAUCGACAAUAAGAAAAAUGAAACGGUGGAGCGACGAAAAGAAGAAAAACUUAAACUCAAGGCGGAAAAAGAAGCUAGAAAGGAAGAAAAACGCCUGGCCAAGGAGGAAGAACUGGCAAAACUCAUUGCCAAGGAAGAGAAGAAAAAAUAAAAAGAAGCCAAAGAAUUACUUUUGGCCAAUGAUGGCAAUUGCAAGAAAUAAUAAAAUCAAUUCUAAACUAAUUUAAAUAAACUAAACAAAAUAACUCUACAAAUACUCUAAGCAAAUGUUUAAAAUUUUAACAACAAAUAUAAGAACACACUUAGGUCUAACUAAAGUGUGCCUAGAUCUCUUCGAUUUUAAAUUAAGUUUAUUAAAAACAUUUUUUAUAAAAAAAAAAAACAACAAUAUUCUCUUAAAUGCCAAGUUUCACUCACACACAAUUUGAUUGAAGUAUUUUCUUUAAUUUUCAAAGUUUUGUUUUAAAAUUUUAUUAGUUUCAAACAUUUUGCAAUUCGUUUAUGCUCAGCACUUGCUAAUUAUAAUUUUUUUCUGAAUUUUUUCAGUUCUAGUUUUGUUAUACAGAGUUCCUUUAAGCUCUAAUUCACUUCAAGUUCAG
Molecule: messenger RNA, 3204 nt
Organism: Lucilia sericata (common green bottle fly)
Lineage: Eukaryota; Metazoa; Arthropoda; Insecta; Diptera; Calliphoridae
Source: RefSeq, a predicted model, not a curated record